AUGAAGAAAAAUUUAAGCGUCGAUCAGGCACUAUCGAUCCUAACACCCGAUCAAUUAAAAGUUUUGGGUAUGCAGAUUCUGAAACACCAAACAUCGACUUUCCCAAGCAAAUUAACUUCGUCUCAUGCCGCUUUGCCCAUACCAAGCAGUGUUGCUGGUUGUUCAACGAAGCAACAGUCUCAAAGAUCAUCCGUGCCCAGCACGUCCAAAUCGAUUGUCGAUCAGUCGAAGAAAAAAAUGAGCGUUCCAGCAAGCUUAAUUAAUUCGAUGUCGAUGAAUUUACAAAGCGCAUCGCAAUUAUUUAGGGAACCAGCAAACAAAGUUUCGUCACCCCAAGAUGACAAAUCGGCCAAAGAUUUGUUGAAAGGUAGACCGAAUAUUUCGAUCACUCCUGUCAGUUUGUCGCCCACUCCGAAUUUUAUGAAGAAAACAUCGACUAGCCCAUCGAGCGGGAAAACAUUACAGAGAAAGUUGGUGAGUAAGAAAAAAGUGCAACAAAACAAUCAAUUGAAAUCGACGCUGAAAUCUCUGAACGAUUCUGGAGUAUUGAUUAAUCAGAUAUCUGCUAAUUCAACAAGCAAAGGCAAAACCUUUUUAAGCACCAACAAGAAACAAAUUGAUCCAGUCGUGUUAAUGCCAAUAAACAAAAAAGCUAACUCAUCCAUUAGAGUCAUUAGACACAACCAGAAAAACCCACAUAUUUCGAAGAAACCAGCCACGCAAAUAAGCUCUUCAAAAAUCUCGUCGGAGACACAAAAAAAAUCGGUGGCUCCUCCUGAAAUCAAAUUGACUGCUCAGAAAGCUGAAGCAACGCCAUCAAGUACUAGCAGAACAAACGAAGUGGUUAGAAUUCAAACUAAUCCUGAUGAAAUUACAUUGACUAAAAAUCUAGAACCUCUAUUGAGAGGCGAGAUCUCCAUCGAAGUCAUUCCGAAGACGAAAAGUAAUACCAAAUUGGAAUCUAUCGCAGACGACGAUGUUAUAUGUAUCGAUUAG
Messenger RNA from Phyllotreta striolata, 996 nucleotides. Lineage: Eukaryota; Metazoa; Arthropoda; Insecta; Coleoptera; Chrysomelidae. The record is from the annotation of a GenBank genome assembly.